Molecule: messenger RNA, 2718 nt
Organism: Phytophthora nicotianae INRA-310
Lineage: Eukaryota; Oomycota; Peronosporomycetes; Peronosporales; Peronosporaceae
Exons: 4
Coding region: 1-2718 (905 amino acids)
Biological process (GO): ubiquitin-dependent protein catabolic process
Cellular component (GO): Cul4A-RING E3 ubiquitin ligase complex
Molecular function (GO): phosphatase binding
Source: RefSeq, a predicted model, not a curated record
AUGAGGAAACCUUUGUAUUGGCAUAAUGAAACCUUUGUAAUUGCAUCGCAUUCCGCAUUGGGCCAUACAAACGUCAAGUGCACUGUCGAGUCCGCAAUAAUGGAGGCCAAGCGCCGUCGCCGCGUGUUCCGCACGCUGAGUCGCAUGCAGGUCACGGGUUCCACAUCGUCCCCGCAGACGCCACAGUGGAAGCACGAGAGUCUUCAUACGGUGGCAGAUCUGCCAGCGCCUUUCGCUUCGUCCUUAGACGUCGCCGAUACGCGCGAUUAUGAGAGUCACGCCACGUUUCACGGACGUCGUCAGAGCUUCGUCGUGUUACUGCGAGAGCUCUACAAGUUGCUAGAUGGCGUAUCGCAGGACCGACGUAAGCUGCGAUUGCUACUACAGGAGUUAGUGCAGCGGCUACUGGACCCUAACGGCGUCCACGCCGAGGAGGCCGGGCCGAUUCCGAGCGAGAGUGUUGGUCGCUAUGUUGCUGCUGAGCGAGAAACGUUCCUGCGACUGGGAGGUGACGAGUGUUUGCUGCGUGUACUACACGCGCUCCGUCUAGAGGACGCUGAGAAGCAGCCAAAGCGCCGAGACGACAUUCGAACUCUAUGGGAGACGCCUGUGCCUGUGACUAUCGCGCCGGCCAAGAGCGGCACGGACGCGUCGCUGCGGAAACAUGCGCUGAACGACACUAUGGCGAUCCUCAGAGAGCUCUGCUACUUCUCGGUGAACUUGGCCGUGCAGCUCUGCGACAAAGAUGGUCUUGUGGUGUAUUUAUUCCAGCUCAUGGGCGACGUCCGGUUCUUUGACAACGCGUCUGGGCUGGUGGAGGAGAUUUUGGCUGUUAGAGAUGAGGCGUUCGACCUCACUCGCGUCCCUAAUUUCCACACAGUAAUGCAGUCUUUGUCGUCAAGGCAACUGGCAUUCUUCUGUCGAGUGCUGGCGCUUGUCGUGUUUGAGCCAGAGGACCGACGACUGCUAGAGACUGCCAAGGUGAUCAAGUCGCUGGAGCUGCUGAAAUUGCGUCGUAAUCGCAUGAUGCGUGCAGACAACAUCGUGGAUCGCAACCACGCGCUGAUUUUCAACUCGCCACUGAUCCUGCAGCGGCUGCUGCGUGUAUUACAGGUACAGAACUUCUACUUCGCGUUGAACCCAGUGUACGAGCCUUUCUCGUCGGAGCUCGCUACGUCUGCCGAAUUCGCGACUCUCCUGUACCACACAAGUGAUCGCAGUGACUGGGACACGAUUGAUCGGCUCGUGACACACCCAGCGCUCGGAUCUUCAGGAGAUCUAACGAUUCUACACAGGCAUCACCAGGCAAGAGCAGCUGCGAACUCCGCAACAGGAGAUGCUAACUCCAGCUCGUCACAUCAGCACCAGCACCCGUUCUCUGUGGAGACAGCUAUCCUUCGAGACUUGAUCUUCCGUAACCGCUCGCCAGACCAGCGCGCACGAGAAGAUGCCGAAGCGCAGGUUAUCAUGAAGUCUAUCGUGCUGGCGCCGUACCGCGUCGAGGUGCUUUUUGUACUCUGCACCUUGUUGAACGGCAAACGCAAGGUCGACUUCCAGGAACGACUGGCCGAGAUGGGACUGGUGAAGACGCUCAACCUCAUGUUUGACAAAUUCCAGUGGAACACAACGGUGACGCCCAAUCCAGCGCAUGAGCCUUUGCACGGACCUGGCUGCGACUGCAGUCUGGAUGCUUCGUUGAAGAUCCAGUUUUUGCGAUUGAUCCACAACUUUUGCGAUCGCGACUACAGUGACAAUACCAGCAAGUUGCUGUUGCUUAGUGAGCAAGAGAUCCAGUUGAUGAAUGAAGGCGGCUCCACACCUAUUAACCUCGACCACCCAGACAAGGGACUUCUAUCGAAGAUCAUCCACGCGCUGAUUGAGCAACCAGUUGACUCGAUCUAUCGAUUCUGGUUGGCCUCGUGUGUAGAAGCAUUUUUGCGACGCGCUGCUCCGAGUGAACAGCUCUUCGUAGCGCGAACACCUUUGCUGCAGGCACUGAUUACGGAAAUUCUGAGUGGAGGCGCGUACCGUUCGCAAGGUAGCUUCCAGUCGGCCUUCGACUUGUUAGGAGAGAUGACGAAGGGCAACCGAGAAACGUUGCAGCUGUUCCAUGGACUUCUGAGCAAUACGCAGUUCGCAGCUUUUAUGGAAGUGGUAAUCUUGAACCUGGUGGACUCGAAUGUGUUUAUUCGUUCGAUGCUUCUGUCCUCUGAGAAGUUUGCAAAGCAGCCGGAGAGCGGAACAUUCGGUAUGGCUGACGACUACGAGAUGGACCGCAUGAGCGAGUUCCUGACAGUGAAUCUGGUGCGACUACUUCGUGAUCUCAUGACGAUCGUAACGAUGGACGACAUCAACCACGAGAACAUUUGCUGUUUGAACACAGCCAUCGUGAUCCUCGUGUUUCAGCAUCGUCGGAAGCGACUUCCAGCGAUCCUAGAGGCUCUGCGCGACCAUGAGGACGUGUCAGGCAAACAAGGCUAUGUGUGUGAUAACUUCCGUGGUUUGCUGUGGUUCUGGAUCCAGUACUACACACCACGUGGCCGUGAUCGUCUUGGACUGGAGCAUUCUAGCGAGGUGAAGUUCGAAGAGUGGCGACAUGUUGUGUCGCUCUUGUGUGCUGACGAUGGAUCUGAGACUGCGUUGCUCUCGACGCCAGCGCGCCUUCCACCGUCGCCGUACUCACGACUGUAUGCUACCCAUCGAGAAAGGCGCUCCUAG